Messenger RNA from Coffea eugenioides, 1846 nucleotides. Its product is annotated as protein DETOXIFICATION 49-like. The coding region runs from base 113 to 1660 and encodes 515 amino acids. Gene Ontology annotation, molecular function: antiporter activity; xenobiotic transmembrane transporter activity. Gene Ontology annotation, cellular component: membrane. The record is from RefSeq and is a predicted model, not a curated record. Gene Ontology annotation, biological process: xenobiotic detoxification by transmembrane export across the plasma membrane. NCBI's taxonomy places the organism in Eukaryota, Viridiplantae, Streptophyta, Magnoliopsida, Gentianales, Rubiaceae. The transcript has 2 exons.
AUCUGAUCUUUCAUUAUGGUCGUCCUUUUCUUCUUCUUUGAAAAUUAACUAGUAUAAAUAUCUUUUCCUCAUUCAAUUCAAGCAAACAAGUUUUGAUCAAUAAAUAGCUGAUAUGGCUGUAGAAACUUCAGCUCCUCUACUGGUGGACUAUAUUAAUGGCCUCCCAAAGUCGAACGAAAGCUUUCCAGAUCACGAACAUCACGGUUCCAGGCCAACCCUUCCAGAGGUUGCUGAGGAGAUUAAAAAGCUAUACACCAUAGCCUUUCCCAUGAUCAUCACCGGCCUGCUUGUUUAUGGUAAAUCCAUGAUAUCAGUGCUAUUCAUGGGAAGACUGGGGAAAGAUGCACUGGCUGGGGGGUCUCUUUCAAGUGGCAUAGCCAACAUCACUGGCUACUCCAUCAUCUCAGGUUUAGCCAUGGGCAUGGAAGGCAUCUCUUCUCAAGCCUGUGGGGCUAAGCAGUGGUCAGUCAUGGGUCAAACCCUGCAACGCACAAUCGUCAUUCUUUUGUUCGCUUCAAUUCCCAUUUCCCUCUUGUGGCUCAACAUCCAGCCAAUACUAGUCUUUUGUGGCCAAGACUCAAAUAUAUCUUCAGUUGCAGCUAACCAUCUUGCAUUCUGCAUACCAGACCUUGUAUUCCAAUCCAUCAUAAACCCUCUCAAAAUCUUUCUGAGGACACAGAAUGUAACGCUGCCCCUUAUCCUUAGUGCUGUCUUUUCUCUGGCCUUGCAUGCACCAGUAAAUUAUCUCCUCAUUCAUAAGCUCGGCCUAGGCAUUCGAGGCGUUGCUGCGGCAUCAUCCAUUACAGACUUCGCUACCCUUGCAACACUCGUUCUUUACAUAAUCUUUUCUGGGGUGUAUAAAAGAUCAUGGCCAGGGUGGUCCCUCCAAUGCUUCAAUCAGUGGAAGCCGAUUCUAAGCCUUGCACUCCCCAGCUGUGUAUCUGUAUGCUUAGAGUGGUGGUGGUACGAGUUGAUGAUUCUAUUAUCUGGUUUGCUCUCAAAUGCGGCCGAAGUCGUGGCAACCAUGGGAAUUCUCUUGCAGGCAACUUCUCUUGUUUACAUUUUUCCUUCAUCUUUGGGCUUAGCGGUGUCUACUCGAGUGGGAAAUGAGUUAGGAGCCAACCAUCCUAGCAAAGCAAGAAUUUCGUGCCUGGUAGCAUUAGCAUGUGCAGUGUUUACAAGCAUAGCUGCAAUGUCAUUCGUGACAAUAUGCAGAAAUGCUUGGGGACGAGCUUUUACACAAGACAAAGCCAUUCUGUCUUUGACCGCCCUGUCCAUGCCGGUGCUGGGCCUCUGUGAGCUCGGAAACUGCCCCCAGACCGCCGGUUGUGGAGUGUUGAAGGGAUGCGCUAGGCCGGUGUUGGGUGCUACGAUUAAUCUGGGCUCCUUCUACGGUGUUGGGCUACCUCUCGCAAUCAUCACGGGAUUUGGAUUGGGAAAGGGCUUAUUAGGCCUAUGGUUGGGUCUACUGGUGGCCCAGGCCGUCUGUUCGGUCCUGAUGGUUUUUGUUCUGAGGGGAACAGAUUGGAUGGAUCAAGCAAAUAGAGCGAGCGAGUUGAUUGGAAUUACAGUUGAUCCUGAUCGUGAAUCUCGGGGUGAAUACGUAAUAUGGAAUGAUCAAGACCGUCAACUAAGUCAGGCAAAAGAGUCUACGGUGUGAUUUUGAAUCAGACCAUGUUCGCAUGGGAAAAAAAAUUCAACCAGCGGAUAGAGAAAGUCAUAAUGUGAUGCAUAUAUAAAUUAUGAUGGGGUUGUGUUGUUAAUAUCCAUAUGCAUCCAUUUGGAAAAUUUUGAUGUUAAUAAAGUGUGUAUUUUGAGUGUUUGUAUAAAAUUUUAUUUUAGUUUC